UGUAGCAGUAGUUGGACGGUGGGAAGACCAAGCAAGUUCUCUACUGUGCGCAGCAGCCAGCAGAAGCAGCAAGGAACAGGGAACUUUAUGUAUUGACUGUUGGUUUCAACAAAGAGAAUCAUGGUUCAAGCCAAAACCUGGAUCUUGAAGCAGCACUUUGAGGGCUUUCCUAAAGACACCGACUUUGAGCUAAAACUAGAGCAGCUCUCUGAGCCCAGAGAUGGAGAGGUUCUUCUGGAGGCAGUGUUCCUUAGUGUGGACCCUUACAUGCGUCCAUUCAGCCGUGUUCGAAUGCAAGCUGGAGAUGUGAUGAUUGGAACUCAAGUUGCCAGGGUGAUUCAAAGUAAUAAUCCUUCAUUUCCUGUGGGCUGCCAUGUGGUUGGUCGAUGUGGCUGGAGAACACACACUGUGACUGAUGGGAGCAAUAUCACCAAAAUCUUGGUUGACUGGCCUCAGGAUGUCUCCCUGUCCCAUGCCCUUGGAGCCAUUGGGAUGCCAGGGUUGACUGCUCUUUACGGUUUGGAGGAGGUCUGUGCCAUCAAACCGGGAGAAACCUUACUGGUUAAUGCAGCCGCGGGGGCCGUUGGUUCUGUAGCUGGUCAAAUUGCCAAACUAAAAGGUUGCAAGGUUGUGGGAUCAGCAGGAAGUGAUGACAAGGUGGCAUAUCUGAAAGAGCUGGGCUUUGACCAGGCUUUCAACUACAAGACUGUCCCGUCACUGGAGGAAGCACUGAAGAACGCUUCACCCGAAGGUUACGAUUGCUACUUUGAGAAUGUGGGCGGCCCUUUUUCGAGUGUUGCGAUUCCGCUGAUGAAGGAAUUUGGGCGUAUUGCUGUGUGUGGAGGAAUAUCACUGUACAAUGACACCACCCCACAGACAGGUCCUUAUCCACACCUGCAAAUGAUUUUUAAGCAGUUGAAAAUGGAAGGGUUCUUGGUGGGCAGGUGGCAACAUAAAAAUGACGAGUCACUGAAGCGAAUGUUGACCUGGAUGCAGGAGGGAAAGCUGAAGUGUAAAGAACAUGUAACUGCUGGCUUUGAAAACAUGCCUGCUGCGUUCAUGGGGAUGCUGCGGGGAGAAAACAUCGGAAAAGCCAUUGUUAAAGUCUGAUGGCAAGUACUGCAGUGGUUUGCUCAUGAAACAACAAUCUUGCCAUUUUUGUUAUAAAUUUUGCAUUAAUAAUGUUUUCAUGUUUUGUCCAUUAUUUUGUUUUACAAAUAAAGUCUUUUUUUUUUUUUGUAAAUCAGUGUCACAUUUGCAACAGAUAUGCACAAAGCAGGAAUAAAAAUAUACUUUUAUAUAUAUAUGAAAUUAGAAACAUUAAGGAAAUUUUUAUCCCAAAAGAUUAACAUUGGUCUAUUAAGUCAGCAAUUGUUAAUUAUGUCAUGAAAAAAACUUAUUUUUCAAUAGGAUAUGCAUCAUCAUGAACUAGAUGAACCACAUGAAUAACAGCAUAUAGAUAAUUUAACAGUCUUUGGAAAGUGUGUAAGAUUUUUAAUGCAACUCAUACAAUUUGAAAAGCAUGGUUAUGAGGUUUUGUUGCAAUAAAACUAUUAUUUCAUCCAUUA
This is a messenger RNA of Carassius auratus (goldfish), 1568 nucleotides long. RefSeq names its product prostaglandin reductase 1, tandem duplicate 1 (gene ptgr1.1). Bases 121 to 1110 code for a protein of 329 amino acids. Gene Ontology annotation, cellular component: cytoplasm. The transcript is spliced from 9 exons. Gene Ontology annotation, biological process: prostaglandin metabolic process. NCBI's taxonomy places the organism in Eukaryota, Metazoa, Chordata, Actinopteri, Cypriniformes, Cyprinidae. Gene Ontology annotation, molecular function: 15-oxoprostaglandin 13-reductase [NAD(P)+] activity; 2-alkenal reductase [NAD(P)H] activity. The record is from RefSeq and is a predicted model, not a curated record.